AUGUCUGAAAAGGCAAAGGGAAUCGUGUCGUUGCGCAAGAAGAAGACGACCAAGCGUCCGCAGAUCAGCGCUCCCCGUCAGAUAGUCACCAACCAGCAGGAGCUGGCCCCUCCGCCGUCGCAACAACAAGCCGCCGACACUGCCCCUCGCAACAACAGCCAGACCAGCCAGGCCAGUCUCCCUGUACCCCGUCCGAGACCCUCGCUGGGAGGCCCCGACCGUACUGCCGACUUGGUCAAGCGUCGUUACUCUACCCGUUUUGCCAACUACCCCCAGGAUGCCGAGCGAGCCCCCUCUGUCCCAAGCAUCCCUGCCCACCUCGCCAACUCACGUCCCAAUCGCUCGCCCGACCGUCGCGGCGAACACAUCAGGCUCGAUGUCAACGCUCUGCGCGAUCCCGACCUCCAAGCCGACCAAUACGUGAGUCUGCUCUUGCAAGAUGCCUCCGAGGCCGACAUCCACGCCUACCAACAGGACCUGCGCAACCUCAAGAACCGCACUUCCUCCGAUCUGCAAACAAAUGUCUACCAAAACCGUACCCAGUUCAUCCACAUCUCGAACGAGGCCGACAAACUCAAGUCCGAGAUGCACACCUUGAGGGCUCUGAUGUCCGACCUCACCGCCGUACUAUCGCACGCUACCUCUGCUGCUGCGAGUACAGAAGACCGUACUGUUCAGCAGAACAGAAAGCGCCAAAAUCGUUCCAGUCUCGCAAACCUAGAAGCCCUGUGGUCCACCCACCUGCAGGCCAUGUGGAAACGCGUCGAAGGCUCCCAGAAGUUCCUCCCUGCUGUCCCUGGCCGUCACAUCGUCUAUGAGUCUGGCCGCUGGCUCGAGUUGAAUGCUGCCACUUGGAAGCCUCGCCGUCGCGUCCAUGUCAUUCUUCUCAACGACCACUUGCUAUUGGCCAGUGAGAAGAAACGCUUCGAUUCCCCCGGCGUCUCCGCCAGUCCCCAGAACAAACGUGCUUCCGUCUUUCAGCAACCUCAGACGCAGACUCAACUCGUCGCCGAGCGUUGCUGGCCGCUUCAGGAUAUUCAAAUGACCGACAUAUCGACACGUGCUACCGAUGAUCGUCACAAUAUAACCACUGCUCUCAACGUACGCAUAGGGAACGAGUCUUGGACCUUGGCCUCUUCCAGUGCUUCCGACGCUGGUCAAGAGGUCGGCACAUUACUUGUGCACUUCCGUAAAGCCGUCGAAGAUCUCCGUAAGACAACAGCCGCAGAUCAAGACCAUCGCGGUCGUGCCAUGGAUGAGCUUGCUUUCUUCACAGGAAAUGCCCGCCUCUAUAAGAAGGCUGCAAAUCAAGUCACCGACAGUGCCGCUAUAGACCAUUCCUCCAUCUUGAUUGAUGUAGAUGGCAAACAGCAGACCCUUCGUUGGGUCGAAAGUCAGAUUGAUGCGCUUGACCUUAACAUAGCACUACAACACUUCGAUGAUGCUGUCGCUCUAAGUGAGAAACUACGUAAACUAGCUCGCAACAUCAAGGGAAACAAUGUCGCUCAAGACAUAAUCCUCUCAAAGGUAGACCAGCGUGCAGUCAAGUUGGCCAAUAUGCUAGCUAGACGGCUUAAGGAUACAAAUUCGGCGGCGGCAGCUACCAAGGAAAAUGUUGGAUGGUUAAUGCGGUUGGGAUUCGAGGAGACGGCUCGCUCGGCUUAUCUGGAAUCUCGUGAGCAGGUUCUGCGGAGGAAAGCAAGACAAAUCCCUUUUACAGGAUCUCUGCCACCACAUCUUACUGCACUCUCUUACGUCACUUUCACGAUCAUUCUGCACACAUUCCGUACCUUUUCGUCCUCGUUCCCUCCUACUUCGUCAUCGGCGGUUGUCAAGUGGGCAAAAGAACGAAUUGACGAAUUUAAUGAGAGUUUGAAUCGCCAGCUCAGUAGCGUGGAGAGAGGAAGCUCUCUGUGGAACGAUUGCAUUGAUGUCGUUCGAGAGCAGGCCGCUGUUCUGAGCGAUGCUAGUGUGGACUUUUCGGGUCUUAUUGCACAAGGUCUCGUGCAGCAAACUUGA
This is a messenger RNA of Aureobasidium subglaciale EXF-2481, 2019 nucleotides long. RefSeq lists its product as uncharacterized. Gene Ontology annotation, biological process: intracellular protein localization; exocytosis; Golgi to plasma membrane transport. Bases 1 to 2019 code for a protein of 672 amino acids. NCBI's taxonomy places the organism in Eukaryota, Fungi, Ascomycota, Dothideomycetes, Dothideales, Saccotheciaceae. Gene Ontology annotation, cellular component: exocyst. The transcript is spliced from 2 exons. The record is from RefSeq and is a predicted model, not a curated record.